AUGGCACGACCCAAACAGGGAGACACCGGGAAAAGACCUGCUAAGAGAAUAAGAACCCUUGAUUCCUUUCAAACGGUCAAAUCUGGCUCUUCUAAUGAAAAUGCUGCAGCAUUGGCCGUGCUCAACUCAGAGGAGCACGUCAAAAGAUCAAGACCAAGGCGGGAUGCAUCCAAGAAGGCUUCAAUAUCCAUAGGCGAAUCAAUUGACCCAACAGUGGGAUCAGACGAUGAAGGAGACGAGUUUGUGCCAGAGAAAGAGGUUGACCUCGAAGACAUUGAUAGCGGGGAAGGAGAAGAACAAGAACAAGAAGAAGAAGAGGAAAAAGAAGUAGAGGAGCAAGGGAAGCAUCUUGAGCAAGAGCUGCAAGACACAGACCUUGGUGAUUUGCAAGAAAAGAAGACAUCAAAACAGGCUUCUUCACGAAAAAAUAAAGCAGACUCUUCCAAGAAACCAGGUUUGAAAAAAAGAGGUCGAAAACCAAAACUAUCCACGCCGCAGAAUAAUGACAAACUGAAGUCUCCGACUCCUGCAUCGAAGCUGGAUAAUAAAAGACGUGUGAUUCGAGCUUUGAAAGACCUCACGUCUGCUAGGGACAAAAUAGAACGAAUCUAUGGGUUGAAUAAUCAGAAAUUGUUAGGGCUCGCCAAGGUCAAAGAGGGCUUCGAAACCGGCCCGUUUGAUUUUGACCUCGAAACAAUACAGCGUCAUUCUAAAUAUUUUGUCGAUUUUCCUUCGCCAAGCACCGUCACAACAGGUAACGCACUAAGUGUACCGCUAGAAAAGAGUGAUUAUCGUGUUGUAAAUGAAUCCGAACUGCACCAACUUUUCCCCCUCAGUGACGAAGAGAUUCUUCUGCAAAUUUCCGAUCUUGAUACACACAUCACAAGUGGUCAAAGUAUCGAGUUUCCAAUCUUUCCCUGCGGAAAACGUAAGGGUUUUGUUUAUUGCAUGGGCGGGCUUAUCACAGACAUGGCGUGGCUUCCACGCGAUGACCUCGACCGGCUUUAUUUAGCCGUCUCCGUGUCCAACCGAUUAGGGGAUCCAGUACACGAAGAUCUGAGAUGCUGGGGUGAGGAGAGCCAUACCUCCUGCAUCAUGAUCUUUGCAUUGGAUGCAACCUCUUUGGUGUUUGAGAAACGUCAAACCAUCAUUCACAAUUUUGGUGAAACUUGGGACCUUAAAUGGCAUUCCGGAUUUCAAGACGACAGCGCUUUGGGCUUACUAGGAGCCUGCUGCCAAGAUGGCUCUGUCAAAUUCAUAAAGAUCGAUAAAACGACAGAUCAUGAGAUAAAGGUCUACGAGAGCGCGGACUUGAGUGUAAGAUUACCCCAAACGCCCAUCUCUUGCUUCGAUUUCACUUCUUCGAUAACCAUAGUGUGUGGAUUUCAGAACGGCCACGUUGCAGAGUUUGAGUUGGGUUCGAAUGUGCCAUCGUACUACUACCAAAUUCACGAUUCGUACGUCAUAUCAAUCGUCGUGGCCUACUCCGAAUUCGAAGACAACGUGGUGACCACAACAUCGAUAGACGGUUUCAUCUACAUUUUCAAUCCCAAAAGCAUUCACACAACGAAAAGCUCUUUAGGGCGCGUUCGCGGAGGAAACACCAUAAUUGCCACUUAUUGCCCUACAGUGUAUGGCGUUGUUCACACAGACGGAGCAAACUCAGUCAAGGCGUACUCACCCAAGGCCGCUUUUGCCUCGCAUCAAAUUUGUCAACAUGAAAACACUGUGAGCACGCUAGCGACCUCAAAACUCCACCCGUUCCUGCUUUCGGGCUCUGCUGAUGGGAGUCUAAUGAUCAACAAUCUAGCUAGAAGAUUUUUGACAGGCAUCAAAAAUAAUUCAACUGUACACAAGUACUUAAAGCUGUGGGAGUGGAACUACAGUGCCAAGGACAAAAAAUACCAAUUAGAUCCAAACUAUGAAGUUUUCAAUUUCAGCGUGAACGAAGUCUCGAAAGCUAGAGUUGGUCCCCCCGGGGUGAACAUCGCAAGCGUAAAAUGGAACGAAACAUGCAAAGGUGGAAAGUUUUACGCCUUCGCAAACAGUGCGGGCUUACUCGUUAUUGAAGAGUUGGGAAGCUGA
Lachancea sp. 'fantastica' is the source of this 2085-nucleotide messenger RNA. The record is from the annotation of a GenBank genome assembly. Lineage: Eukaryota; Fungi; Ascomycota; Saccharomycetes; Saccharomycetales; Saccharomycetaceae.